Molecule: messenger RNA, 1950 nt
Organism: Lemur catta (Ring-tailed lemur)
Lineage: Eukaryota; Metazoa; Chordata; Mammalia; Primates; Lemuridae
Gene: KLF15
Product: Kruppel like factor 15
Biological process (GO): regulation of transcription by RNA polymerase II
Molecular function (GO): DNA-binding transcription factor activity, RNA polymerase II-specific; RNA polymerase II cis-regulatory region sequence-specific DNA binding
Source: RefSeq, a predicted model, not a curated record
GUCCUACUCCCCAGUCGGGGAGCCAGCAGGCUUGAAGCUGGGGUCCGGUGUCCCGAGUCACGCGGUGACUCUGUACGUUGGUGGCAGGACGGUCCCCGAUCUCUGGGGCCCCCGACGGGGUGUGGCGACCCUCCUCACAUACCGUCCUCCCCGCAUACUCGCGUGUGUUCUUUUCCAGGAUUCUUCUGGAAAAUCUGUUUGCCACCAGAAGUGCCCCAGGUUGUGCAACGGGCCCGGGAGAGGGCUCUUUUGCAAACAGGUGGUGCAAUUUCAGACAACACUUGCAGGGACAGCUCUCUCUCCCGAGGGACCGAGGCAGGACCCGGGCAUUCGGCGGCAGCGGGAGGUGGCCGGCCAGGCUGCUGAGGGGGGUGGGGGCUGCAGCCCCACGGGGCGGUGGCAGGUGAGCGCGUUGUCCUUCUGACCGGGCCUCCCUCUGUCCCCUCUCUGCAGCUGCCACCCGGUUCCGGCCAGGCCAGCAUGGUGGACCACAUGCUCCCAGUGGACGAGAGGUUCUCGUCGCCGAAGUGCCCCGUGGGUUACCUGGGCGACAGGCUGGCCGGCCGGCGGGACUACCCCGCUGCGCCGCCCUCGCCCCUCUCGGAAGACGACAGCGACUCCUCCAGCCCCUGCUCCUGUGCCAGCCCCGACUCCCAAGCCCUGUGCUCCUGCUACGCGGGGAGCCAGGAUGGCAUCUUGGACUUCCUGCUGUCCCAGGCCACCCUAGCGGGGGGUGGCAGCGGUGGUGGCUUUGCGGCCAGCGCCAGCCCCACGGCCUGGGGACCCUGGCGAAGAGCAACCCCACCAGUGAAGGGGGAGCAUUUCUGCUUCCCCGAGUGUCCCCUGGGAGGUGACCCCAGCAACGCCCAGAGACUCUUCCAGCCCACCCUGGAGGAGAUCGAGGAGUUUCUGGAGGAGAACAUGGAGCCGGAGGUCAAGGAGGCGCUCGAGGGCCCCGGCAGGGGACCCGGAGGCGCGGCCCGCCUCUCCGCGGGGCCACACCGCAGCCACUUCUGCCCCGGGCCCGCCGGUGGCAAAGAGUGCCGCGUCUCUCCGCCAGGCGGCCCGGGCUCUGGUGACACCCAGGGCCCCAGCGGGAGCCCCGCGCCCGAGGGCCCCGUCCCCGUGCUGCUGCAGAUCCAGCCCCUGCCGCUGAAGCAGGAAUCGGGCUCCGCGCCCGCCUCCCCCGGGCAGCCCGCCGGCGAGAACGUCAAGGUCGCCCAGCUCCUGGUCAGCAUCCAGGGCCAGACGUUCGCCCUGGUGCCCCAGGUGGUCCCCUCGUGCGGCCCGCACCUGCCCUCCAAGUUCGUGCGCAUCGCCCCGGUGCCGAUCGCCGCCAAGCCCGUGGGCUCGGGUCCCCUGGGGCCCGGCCCCGCCGGCCUCCUCGCGGGCCAGAAGUUCCCCAAGAACCCGGCGGCGGAACUGAUCAAAAUGCACAAAUGCACCUUCCCCGGCUGCAGCAAGAUGUACACCAAGAGCAGCCACCUCAAGGCCCACCUGCGUCGCCACACGGGUGAGAAGCCCUUCGCCUGCACCUGGCCGGGCUGCGGCUGGAGGUUCUCGCGCUCCGACGAGCUGUCGCGACACCGGCGCUCGCACUCGGGCGUGAAGCCGUACCAGUGCCCGGUGUGCGAGAAGAAGUUCGCGCGCAGCGACCACCUCUCCAAGCACAUCAAGGUGCACCGCUUCCCGCGGGGCAGCCGCUCGGUGCGCGCCGUCAACUGAGCACCCGCCGCCCCGCCCCGGGCCCGCACCCCCAUUUCUGGUUGGGGUUUUUUUUUUUUUUUUUUUGAGAGGGCGGGAAUAACUUAUUGGCCACCUCCAGAGGACCGUGGCAAGGUUACCAGCCCACCUUCUGCACCCAGAGCCCGUCACCCGAUGCCUUUUUUGGGGGGGGGGGGACUUAAGCCGCGCUGCGUCCUUGGAGGCUGGGGCGCACGCGGCUGGGGC